AUGAGGGGCUCAUGUCUCGAAGACUCCACGACUCCGGAGGAUAUAAGGGCAUCGGUGGCAGACAAAGGAGGAUGCCCAGCCGACGACAUCAGGCUGGGCAAAAUAACUAGGUCUUCCCGCGAUGGAUUGGGCACCUGCUGGAUACAGGUGCUCUCCGCCGCGGCCAGCAAAAUUAUAAAGUCGGGACAGCUAGUCAUCGGGUGGACGGCCGUCAAGAUCGAAGCACUGGAAGCACGCCCGCUCCAGUGCUUCAAAUGCAUGGGAGUCGGCCACACACACGCCACUUGUAAGUCCCAAAUAGACCGCAGCGGACUCUGCUAUCGCUGCGGGCAAGGUGGCCACAAGGCAGGCGAGUGUGUGGAGAAGCUUUGCUGCCCGUAUUGCAAGGAUCACGGUCAUAAACCAGACCACAGAUACGGGGGCAAGGCUUGCCAGUAUGCCACAUCGGCGAAGAAAGGAGGAGCGCGAGGCAAGCAGAGACCAGCGGCGAAGAGCAACGAGGGAGGCAAGAAGAUGCCGAAGAAGCCAGCUUCGACAGGAGCAAAAGUCAAGAGAGGUGGUCUCGAGGGGGAGAGCAAAUCAUCUUCAACAUGA
This is a messenger RNA of Nylanderia fulva, 594 nucleotides long. RefSeq lists its product as uncharacterized. NCBI's taxonomy places the organism in Eukaryota, Metazoa, Arthropoda, Insecta, Hymenoptera, Formicidae. The record is from RefSeq and is a predicted model, not a curated record. Gene Ontology annotation, molecular function: zinc ion binding; nucleic acid binding.